This is a messenger RNA of Symbiodinium sp. CCMP2456, 208 nucleotides long. The record is from the annotation of a GenBank genome assembly. Lineage: Eukaryota; Dinophyceae; Suessiales; Symbiodiniaceae.
GUCUCAUGGAGCUAUCCGCGCCUUAAAGGCCGCGAUGGCAGCGCAUCCGAGGUCGGGGAGAACAUUGAGGACGACCGCCCGCUUCCUCCCGUCGCAGGCGUCGAAGCCGCUGGCCAUUCUUUCGUGUCCGUGUCUGCGGUGCCACAUCACUCAGAAGCAGGCCAUUAUGGAGGCCAUGGAGGAGCUCCGGACGGCCUGGGCCUGCUGA